Messenger RNA from Exophiala spinifera, 399 nucleotides. RefSeq lists its product as uncharacterized. The record is from RefSeq and is a predicted model, not a curated record. NCBI's taxonomy places the organism in Eukaryota, Fungi, Ascomycota, Eurotiomycetes, Chaetothyriales, Herpotrichiellaceae. The coding region runs from base 1 to 399 and encodes 132 amino acids. The transcript has 2 exons.
AUGUCCGGCUACCCCAAAGUCACCCGAGAGAACAAGUCGUCGUACCUGUCGUCGUUUGUGCGAUGGCUCCAAUUGAAAAAGUACCAGUACGAAGUAACAUUCUCACUGUACAUGCUCACGCCGACCGAGAAAUUUGUAUUCAACUUUAUCCUCUUCAUGCUCGUCUCUCUUCUCGUCACCGCGGCCUACUACUAUCUCCCCGACCACGUCUUCCUCAUUUACAACCGUGUCUGGUAUUAUCUGCAGGGUGAACUCGCCUAUUCAGCUGUAGCUGGAGGAGGAGGAAACAAGAGCCUCUACCUCACCGAGGGGUCUAGAAGGACGGCGGAUGCCUUGACGGCGUUGACGAGCCCAGGCUCCCUGGUCGGCUCAGUCACUGCCGUCGCGAAAGAACUGUGA